Molecule: messenger RNA, 2336 nt
Organism: Dermacentor andersoni
Lineage: Eukaryota; Metazoa; Arthropoda; Arachnida; Ixodida; Ixodidae
Source: RefSeq, a predicted model, not a curated record
AUGGCGGCGAUCAACUCUCUGAGAACGUACGGGCCACUCGUGUGCGAAAGCAAACUGGGCCUCAUUUGCCCCAUGCGACCCAUCUGCUUCGGCCUGCUGUCACGGGGCAACCACAUGAGCCUGCUGCUGCCCACCCACACCUACCGCAUGCUGCCCCGAUCCCAGAAGGCUGGGCCUAUCAGCAAGGAACGCAAGGUGGUGACCAUGCCCGUGCCCAAGGAGCAGAUUGAAGAGGAGGAGCGGGCUCGACGAUUUUCAUCAAAAGGCCACUGGGAAUUGUCGACGGCUGUCACGACCAACCACCUGCUCUCCAUGAUUGCCUUGGCCAACACGCUUAAGUCCAUGAAAGGCGCCACCUUCGUACCCGAGCAGGAGAAGCGCCGGAAGCUGCACAGGCGACUGAGCCGUGCAGAUAGCCGUGCCUACAUGAUGACACCCGGGGAAACCGGCGGUGGCGGCGUCGACAGCAGUGGUGCCCUGGCCGUGCUCCAGGAGGCGCUGUCGCAGCAGCAGGCAGACAUCAAGCAGGGCUGGAGCUUGCUGGCUGCGCUCCACUGUGUCCUGCUGCCUGAUCUGGUGCAGACCCCCGACUUCAAGCAGCCGCAGGUCGAAAUACUGGCCCGCCGCUGGCAAGACCGUUGCCCCGAGGUGCGGGAUGCAGCCCAGGCGCUUCUGCUCGCGGAACUUCGCCGAAUCGGCGCCAAGGGUCGCAAGAUGGUUGUGGACGAGUGGGCCGUUUACCUGCCAAACUACGGAGAGCCCUUCGUCGCCCCGCCCUAUGCCUCGAGUGCCGUGCCCAGUGCGCCAGCUCCUCAGCCGGGACAGGCAACUCAGGCGACGCCCAAAUCUGUUGGCGGCAGCCCGACCGUUGUUGUAAUCGAGGGCAAUUUUGCGAGCUGCCCAGUGGGGGGCGCUGCUCCUAGCCAGGUCUCAUCGGGGGCAAGCACACCCACGGGCGCCAAAGCCAAGGCCGAGUCCCAGUCGCGAAGCAGCGAUGGGCACAACUCGUUAGAGGAAGAAGACGAGGAGGAGAGAGAAGGUGGGAAGGCGACCACAAAGCACUCGUGGAGUGCUGCCGAAGCCCGUCGUAAGCAGUCGACGGCUAUUGUUCUUCUGGGUGUGAUCGGAGCAGAGUACGGCCACGAGAUCGAACAGAGCAAGCGGAAGGGCCCCGACGACCAGAAGAAGAAGAGUGUCGUGGAGGGAUUUGGACCCAGCAACUAUUCCCUGGCGUGGCACACGAGUCAGGCACUGGCGCACCUGCUGCUGACGCCUGCAUCUUCAGCAGUUCCGACGCACUCAUCGCUACGCCGAGCGGCCAUUGACCUGAUCGGCCGUGGUUUCGCGGUCUGGCAGGCAUACAUGGACGUGUCCCGUGUGCUGCUUGGCCUGUUUGACCUCUGCUGCGACGCGGAUAAGCUGCUGCCCAGGAUGUCGUGCGGGCUGUCGCUGACACCGGCGGCAGACACGUGCCGCACGGCUCGGCACGCGCUCUCCCUGAUUGCGACGGCGCGUCCGCCGACGUUCAUCACGACGCUGGCGCGCGAGGUACGCCGCUACACCAUGCUCGCCCAGGACGCGCAGUCGCUCAACAUCUCGCUGCACCAGACGGUGCUGUGCCGCGCGCGCCCCGAGAUCUUACGCAUCGUGGACAUGCUCAUCAGCAAGAUGCAGACGGAGGUGGCCGACCUGAUUGCUGAGGUGAUGGAGAUCGUGCUUCACUGUGUCGACCCCACCCAGCUAAAGAUGCACGGACUCCAUGAAUUGUUUCCACCAAUAUGCAGAUUUAACAUGGUCAGCUACUGCAAAGCAACACGGCGCAUUGCUGUUGGAUGCAAGAACGGCAACGUCACCAUCUUUGAACUGAAGGCCUCGAAGUCGCAGGUGACACCGGCCCACUCAGCAUCCGUGGAUGCCUGCACGUUCUCCCCAGAUGGCAAGCACCUGGCCACCUACUCCAACGGGGAGAACAAGCUCUGCUUUUGGCAGACUGCAACCGGUUUGUUUGGGCUGGGCAACGCACAGCCUCGCUGCCUGCGCACCCACACAACACCCCAACUGCCGGACAGUGUGGUUGCCAACCCACUCAAGAUGGCGCGCCUAGUUUGGGUCACCAGCCGCAUUGUCAUCCUCAUGGUGGCCGACGGCACCGAGCAUCGUUUCACCCUCAGCUAAUCCACUUGGUCCUCUUCGCCGGAAAUACCGAAAUACAUAUUCACCCCCGCCAUCCAAUUAAAUUAAAGUCGAUACAACUUAUUCUUCCAUUUUACAUCACGAAGAACACGCACAUUGUGUUUACGAUUCGUUUUGUUACGAUUAAAAUGGCUGCGCCGGCG